CUCCUCUCCUCCUAACACCCCCCCCCACAAAAAAAAAACCCAAGAAAACGAAACCCUAACUCCAGCCCUAGAUUUCUCCCUUCUUCUUCUCCUCGUCUUCCUCCUGUCCUUGGAUCUCUUUGUGCGGCAAUGGGAGGUUUUGAUGAGCAGAGUGGCGAUGGGGAUUGAAGAGAUCUGCGGCGAUGGGGAAAACCGAAGACGAGCAAUCCUUAUCCACCGCUCCUACGUCAUCAGAGGCUGCCGAGGGGAAUGCCGGUGGUAGCUGCCCCCAGUGCCGAUCGCUCGGCAAGAUCGUGCGGUCGCGGUGUGUUUUGGCAUUGGUUCUUGGUGUUGCCAUUCUGCUGCCGGCCGUGUUCUGGCUUCCCCCAUUCUUCCGGCAUAAUGGGAAUCUGAUGGAUCGGAAACGGGACCCGCUGUUUAAAGCUGAUAUACUAGCAAGUUUCAGACUGCAAAAGCCUGUAGCUCAGUUAAGUGCCAAUGCCUCAAAACUUCAAUAUGAUAUCUAUGAAGAAAUUGGUGUUCCUAAUUCCUUGGUGGUUGUAAGUUCUCUUGAACCUUUAGCUGGAUCAAAUUGGACAACCGUAGUGUUUGGCAUUUGGCCUUAUCCAAGAAAUUCAACUAUAUCUUCAGCUGAGAUAAGUGUUCUCAGAGAGUCUUUUACAUCCUUGGUUACGCGGCAAUCAACUCUCCACUUGACCACAUCCUUGUUUGGGAACUCGUCCUUCUUUGAGGUUCUAAAGUUCCCUGGAGGAAUUACAAUUAUCCCUCCACAAAAUGCUUUUCUCCUGCAAAAAGUCCAGUCUCUUUUUAAUUUCAGUUUAAAUGUCGCGAUCGAUCAAGUACAAGACAAGCUCAGUGAACUGAAGGACCAGAUGAAAUCAGGGCUGCUGCUCCAUUCUUUCGAGAAUCUGUAUGUUAGUUUGACAAAUUUAGAGGGUUCGACAGUGGCUCCUCCAACAAUUGUUGACACCUUCAUUGUGCUUAAAGUUGGGAAUAAUCAACCCUCAUUGCGAAGGUUGAAACAGUUGGCUAAGACCAUCUCUAAUUCUUCUGCAGGCAAUCUUGGUCUCAACCACACUGUAUUUGGUAGAGUAAAGCAGGUCCAACUUUCCUCAUUUUUUCAACAUUCUUUGAAUAGCGGAGGCAGCAGUUCGCCUAGUCCAACUCCUCAACCCCGGCCAGACCAUCACCACCACCAUCACAGUUAUCCAGACAUUCAUCGGGCUCCUGCUGCUCCUCCUCAACGCAGUUACGAAACUCCUGCUCCCUCUCAUUGCCGAUUUGGUUAUUCUAACAAGCCCAAGGGCAAAGCUUAUUUUCUAGUUCCAGAUGCUGCACCUGCCGCUGCUCCACAGCAUUCUGCUGCAGCUGUGGCCUCUCCAGAGCAUUCAGCUGCACCAGAGUCUGGCACACAGCAUUCUGCUGCACCUGAGCCUGUACCACAGCAUUCUAUUGCUCCACCAGUGCCUGCUGUAUACUUUGCUCAUGUACAACCUCCAAAUGAGAGUGUAACAGAUGUCAAACCUCCUGACAGAAAGCCAUCAAUUUCACCUGUGCCACAUUCAUCUUCUGCUUCAGGCCUGUCUUCUAUCCAUUGGGUCCUUGCACUACUGUUCUAUUUGUUGAUGCGUUUAUAACAAACAAAGGAAACAUUUUUUUUUUCUAGAACUAAAUUACUCAGGUUUGGAGAAGCGGGGCACACUCCUCUGCGGUGCUGCAUAAGAGAGACUGUAACUUUGCAUGUGGGUGCAACAAAAGUGUUGCAUUUUCAUUCAGGUGGAAAAUUUAAUGUAUGUAUAUAUUGAUAUUAAUGCAUCGCAAAUGUAUUUUCUGGUCAAAGCCACAGAAGUGGCAGGCCCUUGUUUAUGUGUUGUUUCUUUGUACUAUUUCAGAGAAAAUCAAGUUAAAGGAAUAUAUUUUGCCCCUAACGAGGGCAGGUGCUUGCUCCUGAAUGGGGAAGGAAUUCUGUUACAUGAAUUUUGAUCGGUUAUUUCUAUCCUCAUUUCUUU
Molecule: messenger RNA, 2009 nt
Organism: Elaeis guineensis (African oil palm)
Lineage: Eukaryota; Viridiplantae; Streptophyta; Magnoliopsida; Arecales; Arecaceae
Source: RefSeq, a predicted model, not a curated record